Molecule: messenger RNA, 6273 nt
Organism: Ctenocephalides felis (cat flea)
Lineage: Eukaryota; Metazoa; Arthropoda; Insecta; Siphonaptera; Pulicidae
Exons: 5
Coding region: 112-6273 (2053 amino acids)
Cellular component (GO): nucleus
Source: RefSeq, a predicted model, not a curated record
UUUCGAAUUAAAGUAUAUGUUCAUUAUUAUAUAUUUAACUAUGAUAUAGUUAGGUUGAAUGCUGAAUAUGUCUGUGGUUUCUAUAAGAAAUCUAAACAUUCUAAUAUUACGAUGAAUCCAGAAACGAAUGAAGUAAAUAUAAAACAAGAACCUGCGCUUGAGGAUUCUUUCAGUUAUCCUGCAAGUGUAUCUGAAAACUCAAAGACUCAUAAUGCUGAGGAAUCUUCAGUAGUUAUACAUUAUGAUCUUGCUAAUGUUAAAUUCGAACCAAUGCCUGAAGAGGAGCAGGAGCAAACUGACUUAGAACGUUUUAUGAAUUCAGAAGUCACUAUAGAAAAUGAAAUUAAGCACGAAUACUGUGCUGAAAAUGAAUAUAAAUGCGAUAAAUGCUCCUUCAAUACAUAUUUGUUUUAUACAUUCCUAACUCAUGUCAAUAUGUGCAGUGGGUCAUCAGAUUGUGAAGAAAUUAAACUUAGCAAUCAGCUUUCUGAUCAAUCGUUUAUGUGUGAAAUAUCUGAUGACAUUGAUUUACACAAUAUUCCUAAUCAAACUUUAGCAUGCCAAAUUUGCGACAAAGUGUUUAAACAUGCUGUUGCUUUAGAUAUUCAUAUGACCAUUCAUAUUAAGGCGCCUCCUUUUUUGUGCUCACACUGUGAUAAAACUUUUAGCCAAUCAAAUGAUUUAAAUAUACACUUAGACAAACAUUUUAAUAGUUUUGUGAAUAACAUACAUUUAAAUGAAGAAGCACGAAAUGAGGAAGAGCACAUGAAAACGCACAAAGAUAGAGAUAAAAUAAAAAAUCAUGGUUUAAAUCAAACUGUAAAAAUAUGUUACAUAUGUAAAAAAGUAUGUAAACAUGCUAGUAAUUUAUCAAUACACAUGAGAACCCAUACUGGAGAACAGCCUUUUAAAUGUAAAAUUUGUGACAGGACUUUUAAUCACAUUGGUAAUCUCAAAAGUCAUAUAAACAGACAUUCUGAAACAAAACUAUCCGAUGAGGUAGUAAAGAAUGAAGUACUAGAAGAGAAUCCUUGCAGUAAGAAUGUUGAAUGUGAUAUUUGCAAACGUACUUUUAAAUAUCCACGUAAUUUAAUUCGACAUGUGAGUUCACACAUAGAGAUUACUCAUAAUACUAUUAACACAUGUCAAAUCUGUUAUGAAACAUUUGAUCACCCUUUACUAUUAGACGUUCAUAUGAAGUUUCAUUCGAACGAGUAUCUUAAUCACAUACAAAAUGUUAGUAGUAAACGUUUUAAUAAUUUAGCUGAAAAACCAAAACAGAAAACAGCAAUUUUGUAUAGAUGUGAAAUUUGUAAUAAAUCAUAUAAACACGCUAGCAACCUAUCGACACACAAGAAAAUUCAUUUCAGAAAAAAGAAAUUUCUUCAAUGUACAAUUUGCUGCAAAAUGUUUAAAAAGUAUAAAAAUUUGAAUAUACACUUAAAAAUACAUGAGGAUAAUGAAUUGUAUAAUUGUGUUGAAAAUGAUGGCAACGGCACAGUGAAAUCUUUAAUGAAAUGCAAUAAAGUGGUCGAAGACUUGGAUCAACAUUUGAAACAGCAUACUGAAAAUAAUCGAGAAAUCCAAAUAAGGACAUUAGAUAAUUUAAUCGAAAACUCUGAACAAGAAAUUAUAAAAUCAUCUAUUAAACAUUCGAAGAAGAAAAGACGAAGACGCAGUGCCUAUGAAAGAAAUGCAUUUAUAUUCCGUCGCAAGAAAAAACCUACACGAUGCUUAAAAUGCAAUAUUUGCAGUAAAACAUUUAAUAUUUUGCAUCUCUUUAUAAAUCACAGGAAGGAACAUGAAAAAAACAAUUUAUUGAAUGAAAAUAUAUUUGAUUCGACAAAUCGUGGAAUGGAUGAUGAAGCAUUAUUAAAUUAUACAAUAGAUCAAACAGAAUCACAACUGCCUCAUAAUAUAAAUUAUGAAUAUGAUACAUCAAGAAGAAAGUCAGUUCUUUGUGGAGACAUAAAGGUGAAAGAAUCACAUUCAGGGAUUGAAUGUGAAAGUAAAUGUUUGCCAGAUUUAGAUACUUGUGAAGACAAAAUUGUUGAUGAAGUAAGAAGUCGUUUUAAUUUAACACAAGAGGCAUGUGUUAAAAGAGAGGCAUUAAUAUGUUCUGAUCAAAGUACACAAAAUCAAUGCAUAUCGCAAUUAGAUGAUUCACAUUAUCAAGAAACAAACAAAUUACAUGUUCCAGUUGGAACGAAAAGAAAAUAUGUUGUCCCUGAUAUAAGCCCACAAAUUCAAACUAAAAGUCAAACCAGUAAAAGACGAAGAAAAUCAAUUUGCUCAGAAAACCCUAAAGAGAUUGUAUAUUCAACCUUAUAUCAAAAUGAAGCACAACUGACUUCUGAUGUGAAUAAUAAAAAGAAAUCAGUUCUUAGUAGAAACAUGACGGGGGAAAAGCAAAGUUCAGAUGAAAAUCAGCAAGACAAAUCUAAAAUCAUCAAAACAGAUAAAUCAUGUGUAAAUCGAAUGCGAAUCGAAGCUGUGGCACCUACAUCUCCACAAAUUUGUAAAUUCUGCAGCUUAUCAUUUGAUCAAUUAAGUGAGUUAAGAAGACAUCUCAAGGAAAUUCAUGCUAGAGAAGAAUCAUCAGUUGGAAAUCUUGGCCUAGAAAAUAGUUUUAAUUGUCACUUUUGUCAUGAGAUAUUCAAAUCGCUGCCAAUUUUUUUGGAUCACUUGAAUAAACAUAUGAGACAAUUAAUUCAUGCUGAGACUUUUCUGGAUAAGCAUAAUGAUAUGCAGUCUACAAGUUCAACAAUUGUACAAAAUGAUGCAGACAUUUUGAUUAAGCAAACAUCUAGCGCUGUUUUAAAUGCUAAUAUAAAUUUUUACAUAUCCAAUGAUUAUAAUGAACAUACCGUGCAGAAUCAUCUUAUUUCAGAAGACUUCAUUGAUCUAGAAAAACCAUUAGAUGGUUCUUCAAAGAAUAAUCUUUUUAUCCCUCAUAUUUCAAAUAACCCAGAGGCUAAAAAAGUAACAAGUUUAAUAAACAAUUUAUCUCAAGAAACAAAUAUCAUUCAAGAAAACCUUUUUGAAAAUGAUGAAAUUAGGAAUCUAUAUGAAAAUGCUGAUGUGACAUCUCAAGAAACAAGUAUUCCUCAACAAUUGCCUUCAAAAAAUCAUAAAAUUCAGUUUCUAUAUACAAAUAAUGAUGAAAAAUCUCAAGAGGAUAAUACCCUUCAAAGAAAUCUUUCUGAGAAUGAUAAAAUACAGAAUGCACAUAAAGAUGUUGAUGCCAACAGUGUAAAAACGCGGACUAAUUCAAAUGAUGUAAUACCUGAAUGCAAUGAAACUUUCAACAAAGUUUGCAACAUGGCAUUAGAACCGUGUCAAAGAAUAGUAAUAUUCCAAGAUUCUCCAAAAGAUCUUGAAGUAUUAGAUUCACAAACAAAUGUGAAAACUUCAAAUGUAAUCCAAGAUGAAGUUUCACAUGAUACAUCUAAGAGUUAUGACCCUGGUGAAAUUGAUCUGUCCCCAAAUUCCAGUGAUCAAUCAAAUGCUGAAAAUGGAACAAUAUGUACAAUAAACUUCUCUGAUUACAAGCCAUCUGAGAAAAAGUUAUCUCAAGAAACAAAUAUCCUUCAAAAAAAACUUUUGAAAAAUGAUAACAUUGUUUCUUCUAAUGUAACAUUAGAAUCUUGUCAAAGAAACUUAAUAUUCCAAGAUGGACUAAAGGGCCUUGAAGUAUCAGAUUCAACAAAUAUAACAACUCUAAAUUAUUUAACCCAAAAUGGAAAGUCAAAUGAUAUUACUAAGAGUCAUGACCAGCAGUGUGUAGAUUACAUUGAAACAUUUGCUCUUCAAAAUGAAAUUGAAUUCUCUGAGAAACAAACAAACUCUUCAGAUAAUGAUGAUAUCCUAAUUGACUCAAAUGAUAUUUUACAAUGCACCAUCUGUAACAGGACUUUUAUUAAAAAUUGUCAUUUAGCACGUCACAUGAAUUCACAUUUACGAAAGAAUAAAAUGUUACAAAACAGUUUAAAUGGUAGCAAAAUUUAUGAAAUUGACAACGCGACAUCCAGUAGUCUUCCGGAGAAUAGAUUGGUGUCUUUAAUGAAAACAUCAAGCGAAAUCGAGACUUCAACUUCAUUUAGCGAUUCAACAUUCAAAUGCAAUGAAACUUUCAACAAAGUUUGCAACGUGGCAUUAGAAUCAUGUCAAAAAAUAGUAAUAUUCCAAGAUUCUCCAAAGGAUCUUGAAGUAUUAGAAUUACAAACAAAUAUAAAAACUUCAAAUGUGAUCCAAGAUGAGGUUUCACAUGAUACAUCUAAGAGUUAUGACCCUGGUGAAAUUGAUCUGUCUCCAAAUUCCAGUGAUCGAUCAAAUGCUGAAAAUAGAACAAUAUGUACAAUAAUUGUCUCUGAUAACAAGUCAUCUGAGAAAAAAUUAUCUCAAGAAACAAAUAGUCUUCAAGAAAAACUUUUGAAAAAUGAUAAAAUUGUUUCUCCUAAUGUAACAGAAUCUUGUCGAAGAAACAUAAUUUUCCAAGAUGAACUAAAAGAUCUUGAAGUAUCAGAUUCAACAAAUAUAACAACUCUAAAUUAUUUAGGCCAAAAUGAAAAGUCAAGUGAUAUUACUAAGAGUCAUGACCAGCAUUGUGCAGAUUACGUUGAAACGGUUACUUUUCAAAAUGAAAUUGGAAUCUCUGAGAAACAACUAUCGAAAAAUUUUACCUUUUUAUCUUUAGAUAUUGCUCCAAACUGUAAAGAUAAUGAUGAUAUCCCAAUUGACUCAAAUGAUAUUUUACAAUGCACCAUAUGUAACAGGACUUUUAAUAAAAAUUGUCAUUUAGCACGUCAUGUGAAUUCACAUUUACGAAAGAGUGAAACAUUACAAAAUAGUUUAAAUGAUAGCAAAAUUGAUGAAAUUGAUGACGCAACAUCCAGUAGUAUAUCGGAAGAUAGAUUGGUGUCUUUAAAGAAAACAUCAAGCGAAAUUGAGACUUCAAUUCCAUAUAGCGAUUUAACAUUCAAAUCAACAAAUAUCCCAAUUUCCAACAAAGAAAAAGAGCUUUCGGCGUACGAUAAUCAAGAUGAUGACAUCAGCAAAGUUAAAUUACCUUCUUCGGAUAUCGCGGAGGAUUGUAUUAUACAGUCUAGCUCGAUGGUGCAUUAUGACAUUUUACAAACUGGCAAAGCAAUAUAUAAUAAAUAUACAAAAGAUUAUGAACUUGAUUCAAUAAUUGUCUCCACAGAGUUAAGUUUGGUAUCUACUAAUAAAAGUCUUGAAAAUAAUCUAAACAAGUCAAUUAUAAAUUUAAGAAAAUCUAAGAAUAAUGACAUAUUUGUUGACAACCUUUUCAAUGCUUCGAUUUCGAACGACCCUGAAAAUUCAAGUUUUACAAAUGAGCAUGCUUUUGCAAAUCAUAAAUUAGGAUUAGUAUCACCAGUUAUUCAUAAAUGCAAAGUAUGCAGAAGAACGUUUCCUAAAUUGUGUCAUUUAAUGCGUCAUACAAAUGCACAAACAUGCAGGAAAAAAUAUUUUGAAGAUGAUUUUGACAAUGAUGUGACAACAAAAGACAUACAACAAGUAAUUGAAGAUUUAGAUGAUCAUCUAUCAAAUGCGAAUAAAAAGGUUAUUACAACCAAAUCAUCUGAUUUAAAUAGAUCUGCUGGCUCCAGUACUCAGUGUGAUACAUGUAAUAGAAGUUUUUCUAAAUCUUGCCAUUUGAUUCGGCAUCGGAAUUCACAGACAUGCAAAAGAAAAUUAAAUUUUGCGGCAGAUUCAGGGGACUGUGAAGAAGAUAUAGUUGCAGAAAAAUAUAAUGCAGAUAAUCUCCAAGAGGCAACGAUUUUGAAUGAAAAUCAAGUAAACUGUCGAAAAAUUUCAAAUAACACAGAUAGAAACAUUAUUCAAUGUAAAUUGUGCAGGAGAAUUUUUAGCAAAAUUUGUCACCUCGGACGUCAUGUCAGAUCAUAUUCGUGUAAGCUCAUAACAAGUCAAUUUACUGACUUCAAGAAUGAAUCAGUUGAUGCUACAAAAAGGACGCCUUCAUUAUCGGAAUGUGAAGUUAUAAAAAAAGUAUCUAGGAAAAAAAAUUAUGAUCCCACAAAUAGCUAUUUGAAUGACGUAGAAGCAAAAUCAAGUCAAUUCGAUACAGAAACUUUUGAAUGUGGUAUAUGCUUCAGAACUUUUACCAAAAGUUGUUAUUUAGCCAAGCAUUUAAAUGCUCACCAUCGUAAAUUAAUCUCAAAUAGUGUAAAGGAUAAGCCAAAACAAAAAAUGUACAAAUGUGAAAAAUCCAAUCUUCAACAACCAAGUUAA